AAUACGCAUGAGGGUCGGAGGUCGCGUGGGGCCCGGGGCCGGUGCGCAGUGCGGCGGUAUCGAGCGAGCGGCGGGCGACGCGCCGGCACUGUGCUCCGAGCCGCGGCAUGGGAGGCGCGCUCGUGCUCGCGCUGCUGGCGGCGGCGCGCGCCGGCGACCCCAACGCCACCCAGCUGCCCAACGCCACCCAGCUGCCGAACGCCACUGAAGAUGCAAAGACGCCGCUCUUCCCGCCCGACGUUUUCAGCGAGGAGCAGCGGCGGUCCGGCGCGGUGCUGCUGCACGUGCUCGGCAUGGGCUACAUGUUCGUCGCGCUCGCCAUCGUCUGCGAUGAGUUCUUCGUGCCCGCGCUCGACGUCAUCAUAGAGCGGCUCGAGAUCCGCGACGACGUCGCCGGCGCCACGUUUAUGGCGGCCGGGGGCUCCGCCCCGGAGCUGUUCACCUCCGUCAUCGGCGUGUUCGUGUCGUUCGACGACGUCGGCAUCGGGACGAUCGUCGGCUCCGCGGUCUUCAACAUCCUGUUCGUGAUCGGUGCCUGCGCGAUGUUCUCCCGCACGACGCUGUCGCUCACCUGGUGGCCGCUGUUCCGCGACUGCACCUUCUACUCGAUCAGCCUGCUAGUGUUGAUAUACUGUUUCCGGGACAACAGGAUCUACUGGCAGGAGGCGCUGGUGUUGUUCUCGCUCUACGGCGCGUACGUCAUGUUCAUGAGGUGGAACCAGCCGGUCGAGAGGGCCUUCAAGAAGCUCAUCUACAAGAACAAGGUGACCAGGGUCAGGAGUACAGAUCAGCUGAUGCCGACGGUGAGCUCGCCCGCACAUCCCUUGCAUGCGAUACAGUUAGUCUUUGGCGCAGAUUUGAUUAGCACGUAACUUACAAUUACCUUAGCGCCGCUCAAACACACGCAUUUAACGAACUAAAUGUUUACUCAGUAGUCGACAGAGAGCUCCGUACUCCGUACUCACGGUACGGUAACGUAAAUAACACGUUUCACGUCGCUUUGAUUUCACAAUUGCAUAAUGUUGAAUGAAACUUCAAUGAAUCUGCGUCAAAAUAGUAUCCCAUAGAAAUACGAGGACCCUUUAGACAAAUAGAAUCAAUGAAUCGAAAAAAAAAACAAAAACAAAAUUGUUAUUUUUUAAUGCACGUACAUAUUUAUAAAAACAGCAUGUAUAUAACUUAGAUUGAAGAACGAAUACUAGAAUUAAAUUAAAACAAGAUGACUACAUUAACAAUUACAAAUACAUUUAAAAUACUAUUUUUGAACAUAUUUUUAGUUAAUUACAUUAUUAAUUGCAUUUUUUAUUAUUUAACGUAUGCCUAAACGCACGUUUUAAUGCAAGCGACGGGUGACAAGCACGCGGCUCGUUUGUUGGGAAGUGUCUUCGCGCAAUGACGGCAUCCCGCGGUUAGAUAAGGUUUUACAAAUAUAAAGCUGAAUGUCAAGUAGGGUUUAAUUAAUCUGUCAAUAUUUAUCAGAAAAAUAUAUUCAUGAUCACGGUUUUAGUGUUCAGUCGAGCGUAGCUAGAGUAUGCUUAAGUAAGUAGCAUCAAUGCCCCUAAUUCGGCCGCGAAACAGACACGCGAUCUGUUUUCAAAGUUAGACUCUAGAAAUGAUAUUUGGACCUCCUUCUCAUGAGCCUCGGGACUCUAAGAGUUCCAUAUUUCAAACCAGGCUUGACUGUAAGAAGGUGGAACUUAUGCAGAAUGAAAUUUAAAAAAAAACGGUGGCUUAAUUAUCAACCACUUUUACUUUACGGUUUUCGUGGCCACUACCCAUAUGACUCGAUGACGAUAUUCGAAUAUCGAUAAUAACAUAAAAAAAACGAGAUUAAACUGUAAUAAUAAUUUUAAUUAUAAAUGAAACAAAAAAAAAUUUGAGAUAUCAUCAUCAUCAUCAGCCUUUAUCUGACCACUGCUGGACAUAGGCCUUCCCCAAUGCCUUCCACAUAAUGCGAUCCUCCGCCUUCCGCAUCCAACGACUUCCCGCCGUGCGCACUAAGUCGUCAGUCCACCUGGUUGGAGGACGCCCCACGCUCC
Molecule: messenger RNA, 2039 nt
Organism: Bombyx mori (domestic silkworm)
Lineage: Eukaryota; Metazoa; Arthropoda; Insecta; Lepidoptera; Bombycidae
Product: sodium/potassium/calcium exchanger Nckx30C-like
Exons: 1
Coding region: 108-872 (254 amino acids)
Biological process (GO): calcium ion transmembrane transport; intracellular calcium ion homeostasis
Cellular component (GO): plasma membrane
Molecular function (GO): calcium channel activity; calcium, potassium:sodium antiporter activity
Source: RefSeq, a predicted model, not a curated record